GGUUUUCAAAAUAUUAUGCAUUGAAUUUUCUAAUCGCAAUCAUAGGGGUAUUUACACAUGGGAACGUCUUGUUCAUGCAAUGACAAAUGGUGCAGUAUGGUAUCAAGACUGCAAAAGUCCGCAGAAACAAGAAGAAAACGACGAAGAGAAUGCACUUAUAUAAAUAGACGGCCGAAGAUUUUGCGUAUUCGAAGAAAGACACGCAAUAGAAAAUGCGCAUGCCCUAGCAAAAACGGGCAAGUUAAAAUUCCUAUCAAUAUUGACACUAUAGCAUGUUGCUCACCAAAUGCUGACAGUCAAUCGAAAUGCAGCAAGAUCCAACCAAAAGCCAAUUUAUGUUCACGGGGUACAAACACAUGCUGCCAAAAUACUCAUGAUACGGAAAUUCUAGAUGUGAAUGAAGCAAAACAUGGUUGCGGUCCAAUGGAUGAUAUUAGGAAGAAUAUUUGUAGAUUUACUAUUGAUGCUUAUUUUAUUUAACAAUAGUUAAAAUGUUGUUGCUUGGAAAGAAAGUUGAUUGGUGAAUUUGAAUAAAGUCUUUUAAAAUAAGUUGAGAUUAAAGUUAGCUUAAAGUUGGCUAAAUCAGA
Molecule: messenger RNA, 587 nt
Organism: Pararge aegeria (speckled wood butterfly)
Lineage: Eukaryota; Metazoa; Arthropoda; Insecta; Lepidoptera; Nymphalidae
Exons: 3
Coding region: 58-480 (140 amino acids)
Source: RefSeq, a predicted model, not a curated record